AUGGAGGAAGAAACAGAAGAAAGGAAGAGGAGAAAGAAGAAAACUGCCGGCGAAGAAGAAGCGAUUGUUGUGUGUGUAUUAUUUGUCUGUCUUUUGGGGAAGAAGCAAGCAAGUUGGGCAGAGCACGAGAGAGAAGCGACAGGAAGCAAAGAGGGCGCAAGGAGGAGAAUGAGGCGGCUUGCUCCCUCCCCCUUGCGGCCUGGCCCUGGGGGUCCUGGACCAGCAGCGGCGUCCGGCAGGGAGGAUACCUGGCUGGUACUUCGGCUGCAACAAGCUGCUGCCGAACGUCAUCUCUCCCAGGAAGAAGAAAACAUAAGAAUAAAACAUGGAGCAGAAAGAGACACAAAAGGUGUGUCGUCUUGUUCAGCCUUGGGAUACGAGGGGAGAGAGGCUCUGAGGUCUCUCACACGGCAUACGGCAUACUUGGUCCGCCAGCUGCUUUUCAGGACAGCCUACAAGGCAGGAUGGACGGCAAGCUUGACUCUCCUAGCAACUAUUCUGGCACUACUCCGUACUCUCGCACCUCUACCGUCCCGGGGCCCUGAAGUUAUCCGUGAACCGCGAAGAAGGGCCAGCUCUUCUUCUUCUUCUUCUUCUCCUCGGAAGUUGAUGCCGCGUCUAUUCCAGCUCACUAAUGCAUGUUGCUACUGCUUGCUUGCUUGCCUGCUUGCUGCGAGAAAUGGGGCUUGGUGGCAAACCGUAGAUGGCGGGAGAAACCUGUCUGACUUCUGCGGAGUCCUUGCAGCUCCUGUCUGA
Messenger RNA from Trichophyton benhamiae CBS 112371, 756 nucleotides. RefSeq lists its product as uncharacterized. The record is from RefSeq and is a predicted model, not a curated record. The transcript has 2 exons. The coding region runs from base 1 to 756 and encodes 251 amino acids. Lineage: Eukaryota; Fungi; Ascomycota; Eurotiomycetes; Onygenales; Arthrodermataceae.